This is a messenger RNA of Phalaenopsis equestris, 3714 nucleotides long. Its product is annotated as DNA-directed RNA polymerase I subunit 2. Gene Ontology annotation, molecular function: DNA-directed RNA polymerase activity; DNA binding; ribonucleoside binding. Gene Ontology annotation, biological process: DNA-templated transcription. The transcript is spliced from 27 exons. Lineage: Eukaryota; Viridiplantae; Streptophyta; Magnoliopsida; Asparagales; Orchidaceae. Gene Ontology annotation, cellular component: nucleus; RNA polymerase I complex. The record is from RefSeq and is a predicted model, not a curated record. Bases 103 to 3582 code for a protein of 1159 amino acids.
UUAACGAUUAUAACCCUAGCCGUGCGCCUCCGGACUUCCAAGCCUCGCCGUCUCUGCCCCUCCCUGCCAGAAACCUAAACCCUCGCCAUCUUCUAGCUUGCAAUGGACUCGAGGAAGAACGGCGCUACCGCGGCUUUUCACGAGCUCGUCAAGCACCACAUUGAAUCCUUCGAUUACUUCCUCGACGAAGGGCUAGAGAAGGCUCUCAUGGCGAUCGAACCUGUGCAUAUUGUUGACCCAUUCACUGGGUCGAAGCUAAAAAUAUUUUUUGAGAAGCCAUACUUGUAUCCUCCUACGAGAAAUGGACGACUGAGUGAACCUAUCUUUCCGGCUGAGUGCAGGCAAGCGAAGUCUACGUAUAGAGGUGAAUUCAAAAUAGAAGUUGGGUUCCAGUAUGAUGGAGGAGUCGUCAUAAGAGAGAAAAUUAGCUUUGGGCAUCUGCCGAUUAUGUUGAUGUCAAAGAUUUGCCAUUUAAAAGGAUCCGAUCCUCGAAAAUUAGUACAUUAUAAAGAGGAGGCUACUGAAGUUGGCGGAUAUUUCAUUUCUAAUGGGCUGGAGCGGCUUGGUCGUCUUUUAAUGAUUCAAAAGCGCAAUCAUCCAGUGAGUGUUGUUCGUCGUAGUUUUCGUGGUCGAGGAGAUGGUUUCAGUGAUAAAGCAGUUGGAAUAAGGUGUAUUCGAGAGGAUCAGUCUUCCAUCAAUCUCACUUUGUAUUACCUUCAAAUCGGAAGUGCUAGAGUUGGUUUCCGGGUAUCUGGGAAGGAGUAUUUGCUUCCAGUUGGCCUUGUCUUGAAGGCUCUCAUUGAGACUAAUGAUCGUGAAAUUUGUGUGAGCUUGGCUUGCUGUAAUGAAAAGUACAAAAAAGACGAAGGUGCGGUUGGAAGGGAUCGAAUAAUUAUGAAUGAACUAGAACCAUCUCUCCAAACCCGCAGUCAAUGCCUUGAACAUAUUGGAAAGAUCUUCAGACCUGCCUUUUCUAAAUUUGAUAAUGAAAGUGAUACUUUUGUUGGUGAGGCUGUUUUGAGAGGUUACAUUCUCGUGCAUCUUAAUAACAACCAUGAGAAGUUUAAUUUAUUGAUUUUUAUGCUGCAGAAACUCUUUGCGCUUGUUGAUCAGACUGCCGCCCCUGAUAAUGUGGAUGCUCUACAAAAUAUGGAAGUUCUGCUUAUUGGACAUAUUAUAACUAUCUAUCUAAAGGAGAAGUUGGAAGAAUGGUUGCAGAAGGCAAAGCAGCGGAUUACUGAUGAGAUGAAAAAGAAAGCAAAAGAUUUUGAAUUUAGAGAUUUAGGGCUUGUUAAGAAAAUCAUUAGCCUCAAUGCUUCCGGGGUUGGCAGAUCUAUUGAGAGCAUGAUCAAAAUUGGACGAAUUGCCGCAACUUCUAGUCUUGAUUUGCCUCAGCGAGAAGGACUAACUGUUCAGGCAGAGAGGCUCAACUAUCUUCGUUUUAUUUCACACUUUCGCUCUAUUCAUAGAGGUUCUGCUUUUUCAAAAAUGCGAACGACGGCUGUUCGCAAAUUGUUACCAGAGUCUUGGGGUUUUCUUUGUCCAGUUCACACGCCUGAUGGUACACCUUGUGGUUUGUUGAAUCACAUGACAUCUGCAUGUCGAGUUUCAUCUUGCUAUGACCAAAAUGGUUUAAUAAAAGAUUUUCUAAAGAUUCGGAUGACCAUUCAGUCUGUUUUGAUUGGGCUUGGAAUGGCUCCUCUACUGCCAAGGCUUGAGCAUACUGGUCCUCCGGAAGUUCUUCAUGUUUUAGUAGAUGGUUGUGUUGUAGGUUCAAUUGCUUCUGCCAUAAUAGAAAAAGCAGCAAUGCAUUUACGGAGCUUGAAAUUCGCUUCUUCUUCGGAUAUACCUGAUGAUUUGGAAGUAGGAUAUGUACCUUUAAGUGAGGGUGGCGCCUACCCAGGAUUGUAUAUCUCUACAUCUCCUUCUAGAUUGAUUCGGCCUGUUAAAAAUCUUUGCUGCACCACUGAUCAAAAUGCUAAUAUUGAGUUUGUUGGCCCUUUUGAACAGGCUUUCAUGGAGAUUAGUUGCCCAGAUGGUGGAAAUGGGGGAAGAAGAGAGUUCUUCCCGGAAACUCAUGAAGAGAUCCAUCCAACUGGAAUACUUAGUGUGGUUGCGAGUCUCACUCCCUGGUCUGAUCACAAUCAAAGUCCACGCAAUAUGUACCAAUGCCAGAUGGCAAAGCAAACAAUGGGAUUUUCAGGCCAAGCUUUGCAAUUCCGAGCAGAUAACAAGACAUAUCAUCUGCAGACACCUCAAUCACCAAUUGUGCGGACAGCUUCAUACAACAAAUUUUGCAUGGAUGAAUUUCCCACCGGGACAAAUGCAAUAGUUGCUGUUCUAGCUUACUCAGGCUAUGAUAUGGAGGAUGCCAUGAUCUUGAACAAAUCAGCUGUUGAGCGUGGGCUUUUUCGUGGGCAUAUAUACCAGACAGAAACUAUUGAUUUGGCUAAUAAGAAGAACCAGGCAGAAAAAGUUUCAGUCGUCUUUUCAAGAGGCCUUGAUGCUCCCAAAUCAUUGAUAGAUUCAGAUGGUCUUCCUUUCAUUGGACGGAUGAUUCAUCCAAAUGAGCCAAAGUAUUAUACUUAUAAUACACUUUCUAGUUCAUCCUCAUCGUGCAUGUUAAAAGGAUCUGAAUCGAUGAUUGUCGAUUAUGUUGCUGUUGAUGGUACUGGUUCGAAGAAGUACAUUCAAAAGGUAAAUAUCCGUGGCCGUCGAGUCAGAAAUCCGACGAUCGGUGACAAGUUUAGUAGCAGGCAUGGACAGAAAGGUGUUUGCUCUCAAUUAUGGCCGGAUGUUGAUAUGCCAUUUUCUUCAAUCACAGGAAUACGACCAGAUCUGAUAAUUAAUCCACAUGCAUUUCCUUCACGAAUGACUAUUGGAAUGCUUCUAGAGUCUAUUGCAGCAAAGGGUGGGAGCUUACAUGGUGAAUUUGUUGAUGCAACUCCCUUUUCUAGUUCAAUUCGGGAAAAGAAUUCAGAGAACUCAUCCGAAAAAAGCUCCUUGAUUGAUGAAAUAGGUCCCAUGUUAGUCUCUCACGGAUUUAACUCCCAUGGAGUAGAGGUUCUAUACAGCGGCAUUCUUGGUACCGAAAUGCAGUGUGAAAUUUUUAUGGGGCCCGUUUAUUACCAAAGACUUCGACAUAUGGUUUCUGAUAAGUUUCAGGUUCGAUCUACCGGAACUGUGGAUCAAAUUACCAGACAACCAAUUGGAGGGAGGAAGCGUGGAGGUGGAAUUCGUUUCGGAGAGAUGGAGCGCGAUUCCGUUCUCGCUCAUGGAGCUGCUUAUCUUCUGCAUGAUCGCCUCCAUUCAUGCUCUGAUUAUCACCUAGCAGAUGUCUGCUCCAAUUGUGGGAGCCUCAUCUCUGCAACUUUGGUUGAGCCGCGGAAGAGGAUGUUGAAGGACAUCAAAGGUAAUCUUCCUCCAUUGAGAUCGGUGACCAAGGUAAUAUGUCGUUCCUGUAAAUCAAGCAAGGGAAUGGAGACUGUUGCAAUGCCUUAUGUUUUUAGAUAUCUGGCUGCUGAAUUGGCUGCAAUGAAUGUAAAAUUGGACUUGCGUUUGAGUAACAAAAUCAGAACUUGAAUCUGUGUUUUAUCAUCAUUAAUUGGCUGCAAAUGUAAUCUUUUUGUUGUUGUAAUUUAUACUUUUGUUGUUUUAAAAUAUUUAUUGUUGUAAUAUUUGAACUAAUAAUAAAUAGUCUAAUUUAUCUUGCAA